UCAACUGGGAUGAAGAGCAGUGGGACAGCACAGAUCAGUCAGUGUGAAGAAGCGACCACACAAGUCAAAGGCAUACAGUCGUUGAGCUCUUAGGAGCCAACUCUUUUCUCUUAUUGUUGGGGACCCCGCCAUUCAACAGCCAGGAUGGCUCGGGAUAUGUCAGAUAAGGAAAUCCUGAAAAUGGAGCUUGAACAGUUGAAGAAGGAAGUUAGCACAGCUAGGACACCAGUGGGUGCAAACUGUGCAGAAACCAUUGCUUUUGUUGAGGAGAUGUUACCAAAUGACCCGCUGAUUAAGGGCGUUCCAGAUGACAAGAACCCCUACAAGGGAGACAAGGGAGGCUGUAUAAUAACAUAGCAUAUAGACAUCCAGGGAAAAGUCACAAUGUUUUUUAUGAGAGCCGGUUACAUUUCUGUAAUGUUCCUGUAGAAUUCUUGUGAAUAAAAUGUACAGUGGUAAGAAAACUAAGAUCUGUAAUGUUAUUGCAACCAGUAGCGAGACCCUUUUCCAUCACUGGAUGUACCUGUUAAUAUAAAAAUGUUUCUUUGUGAAUUUGUAAUUAAAUUCAAAUAGCUGUGCAAAGCUUUCACCUGA
Messenger RNA from Dicentrarchus labrax (European seabass), 594 nucleotides. RefSeq names its product guanine nucleotide binding protein (G protein), gamma transducing activity polypeptide 2b (gene gngt2b). The record is from RefSeq and is a predicted model, not a curated record. Bases 145 to 357 code for a protein of 70 amino acids. Gene Ontology annotation, cellular component: heterotrimeric G-protein complex. Gene Ontology annotation, molecular function: G-protein beta-subunit binding. Gene Ontology annotation, biological process: G protein-coupled receptor signaling pathway. The transcript has 3 exons. Lineage: Eukaryota; Metazoa; Chordata; Actinopteri; Moronidae.